AUGGCUGGUGCGCUCCAUGGUAUGGAAACCCUUAUAGCUGAUGCUUGCCGGCAACCUCUGGCCGAUAUACGCCAAAGUCAGUUCGAGCUGUCAGGACCGGAUGGAAACAUCAUCCUUCCAAGGAUAUGGGAGGCGACUCUUCAACCUAACUGGACGAUCACCAUACAUUUCCGGCAGCCAGAAAAUGAGGAUCCUCAGCCGGAAAAUGGCCGUGGCGACAUCAGCGAGUAUCGGACCGAACUGGAUCGCCUGGAGAGACGUGUGUUAGAUGAUCGAGAAGAGUGGGCAAGGCAGAGAAUGCAGGAAAGAGAACAGUGGGAGAGGGAGAGGGAGCGUGAAAGAGAUCGUUGGGAGGAGGAGAGAGUGCGUGAAAAGAAUGCCUGGGUGAGGGAGAGAGAGCGUGAGAGAGACCGCUGGGAACAUGAGAGAGCUCAGGAAAGAAUGCGAUGGGAGAGAGAACAGGAGGAGAGUAGACGGCGUUGGGAGGAAACGCAGCAGACGGCAAGAGAAGUUUGCGAAGGGGAAAGAUCAAUGCCCCGAAGGUCAGCAAUCAAUGAAAACCUUUGUUUAUGGUGGCUUGCAGGGAGGCCACCGAGAGACAGAAGACCCUGA
Molecule: messenger RNA, 612 nt
Organism: Exophiala oligosperma
Lineage: Eukaryota; Fungi; Ascomycota; Eurotiomycetes; Chaetothyriales; Herpotrichiellaceae
Exons: 2
Coding region: 1-612 (203 amino acids)
Source: RefSeq, a predicted model, not a curated record